AACUGCAUUCUUCACAGCUGACUCUCCUCUGACUUUUCUUCUCACCACCAGCUUUUCUACAGUUCUCGCAUUUGUACUUGCUAAACGUUUACCACUGGAACAAUUUCAACUUCUGAAUAAUAUCGCUCACUUCUGAACAAUAUAAGAAUUUUGAAUGUGGUGAAAUGACUUCUGCAAAACCAAAUGUUCCACUGAAAAUGGACACAAAAGAUCUUCAGAUCAGGACUUUAACUGUGGAAAAGUUAAUUGAGCCCUUGAUAAUACAAGUCACAACAUUAAUGAACUGUGUAAAAAACCCUUCAAAGAAUAAAAAGGGACAAUCAAAGAGGGCUCGUGUUCUUUUACUGUCAGUGGAAGAAGCUACCAACAACUUAAUUGAGAAAGGGGAUCAGAUUGCAAAAGAAAGUACGUUUUUGAAGGAAGAACUUACAACAGCAGUUCAGCAUGUUCGUAAAGAAGGUGAAGUCAUGAGAGUCACAUCAAGAGAAUUUACAGAUGACCCAUGUGCCUUACCAAAAAGGGAAGCUGUGGUUCAAGCUGCCCGUGCUCUUCUUGCUGCUGUUACCAGACUCCUUAUUCUGGCUGACAUGAUUGACGUUUUAUACCUAUUGCAACACCUUACAGUUGUCCAGAAAACAUUUGAAUUGUUAAAAAAUGCAUCAACCAAAGGUGAAAUAAACAAGGCAUACAAAAUGUUUGGACACGAUUUAGCAAAACUGGAUGUUUUGACUCACAAACGACAACAGGACCUCAAGGCACCUGAUCAACGUGAUGAACUAGCAAAUGCCCGUGCUUGUUUGAAGCAAUCUUCCUCAUUGUUAUAUUCUACUUCCCUGGCUUGCUUGGAAAACACUGGUAUCUCUUCUCUUCGAGCCAGCAGGGAAUCUGUGUGCAAUGAGAUACAGAAUGCUUUCACAAUUAUCUCAGAUGCCGUGCAGGGAAUUGCACAUUCAAAACCUCAACUACUAUCAGCUAAAGGAUCAAUUGUUCAAGCUCUCAAUGAGUUUGAGAAUACAUUAACAAAUGACCCACUUACGAAUGAUGAAAACAAAUUAAGGCCCAUGCUGGAAAAGAGGUUGGAAAAUAUUGUUAGCGGAGCAGCUUUGUUAGCAGACUCCUCGUGCACACGUGAUUUGCAUCGUGAGCAAAUUAUAACCGAGUGCAAUGCAGUGCGCCAAGCUCUUCAGGAUCUGCUGUCUGAAUACAUGAGUAAUGCUGGACAUAAAGAAAGUCACUCUGUGAACGCUGCUAUUGAUAAUAUGUGUAAGAAGACCAGAGUCCUUCGGAGACAGUUGAGGAAGGCGAUUAUAGACCAUGUCUCUGACUCCUUCUUGGAUACUACCGUGCCUCUUCUGGUUCUUAUUGAAGCUGCAAGAAGUGGAAAGGAAAAAGAUAUACAGGAAUAUGGAACUAUAUUCAGAGAGCAUACUAACAAGCUUAUAGAGGUGGCUAAUCUUGCUUGCUCAAUGUCAACUAAUGAGGAAGGAAUCAAGAUUGUUCAGAUAGCAACGAACCGCAUUGAAACUAUGUGUCCUCAGGUUAUAAAUGCUGCAUUAGCCCUUGCUGCCAUGCCAAAAAGUCAAACCAUCAAAAACAAUAUGGAGAUUUAUAAAAAAGCCUGGGAGACUCAUGUUCAACUUCUUAUUGAAGCAGUGGAUGACAUCACUUGCAUUGAUGACUUUCUUGCUAUAUCUGAAAGCCACAUUCUAGAAGAUGUGAAUAAGUGCAUUAUUGCUUUGAGGGAACGGGAUGUGGACACCCUGGAUCGUGCAGCUGGUGCUAUUCAUGGGCGAGCUGCAAGAGUUUCACAUGUUGCCACUGCUGAGAUGGAAAACUAUGAGCCCGGUGUCUAUACUGAGGGAGUGAUGAAAAGCGUUCAAAUUUUGGCAGAAUCUGCUAUGCCAGAGUUCAUCGCGCAAGUUAAUAUUGCUCUGGAAGCACUCAGCAUUGACUCACCCCACCAGUUUGAUGAUAAUGCAUUUGUUGAUGCGGCCAAAAAGGUCUAUGAUUCGGUUCAUGAUGUCAGAAGUGCAGUUUUGAUGAUAAGGACACCUGAAGAACUUGAAGAUGUGUCUGAUUUUGAGGAAGACCAUGAUAUCCGCAGUCGCACCAGUGUUCAAACAGAAGGAAAAACUGACAGGGCUAAGAUGACUGAGCUGCCAGAAGAAGAAAAGGCCAAGAUUGCUGAGCAAGUUGCGGAUUUCAAGAAAGUAAAGAGUAAACUUGAUGCAGAAAUUGAAAUAUGGGAUGAUACCAGCAAUGACAUCAUUGUACUUGCUAAGAAAAUGUGUAUGAUCAUGAUGGAGAUGACUGAUUUUACCAGAGGUCGAGGGCCACUGAAACAUAUAUCUGAUGUAAUCAAUGCAGCCAAAACAAUCUCAGAGUCGGGUUCCAGAAUGGAUAUUUUAGCACGGCAGAUUGCUAACCAGUGUCAAGAUCUGUCUUGUAAACAUGACUUGUUGGCAUACCUGGAACAGAUCAAGCUCUACUCCCAUCAGCUGAAAAUCUGCAGCCAGGUCAAAGCUGAAAUUCAAAGUCUUGGUGGAGAGCUGAUUGUUUCUGCGUUGGAUAGCAUUACUUCACUCAUUCACGCCGCCAAGAAUCUGAUGAAUGCUGUAGUUUAUACAGUGAAGAUGUCCUACAUUGCAUCAACCAAGAUUAUUCGGCUACAAAGCCCUUCUGGCGUACACCAUUCUGUUGUAAUGUGGAGGAUGAAAGCUCCUGAAAAGAAACCGUUGAUUAAAAGAGAGAAGCCUGAAGAAAUGUCUGCUGCAGUCAGGAAGGGUUCUGCAAAGAAAAAGAUCCAUCCUGUGAAAGCAAUGAGUGAGUUCAGAGGAAGAAAUGUUUCUUAAACUCUAAAAGAACUUCACACAUAUAUCCAACAUAUAUUCUUAAAAUUGAUCGUGCACAAAUAUUUCAACAUGGAUCAUUCGUACAUGAAUAGCAUUCAAUUGAACAUUUAUAGACCAUUUAUCCUGCACCUUUAUUAUUGUUACACUGAUAUGGUUGCAUCACAUUGACACUAAUCAGUAUAUAAUAAAUCAGCUUUUGGAGGCAUUGUUUUGAUUCGGAGCCUCUGUCCUGAAACCACCUAAGUAGAAUUUAUAUAUCUAGACAAAUUUUAAAAAACCUUUCAUUUUAAUUUUUAAAUAUUUUAAAUUAUUUAAAAUUAUUUUAAAUAAUUUAUAUUUAAUAACUUCUCAGAAGUAGCUGGAAAAUGGAAGAAACAUAAGUGGUAAGUUAUUUGGUGCUGUUUAGCAGAGAUCUACCUGUAGCUGCACAUAUGCAGAGUUAUCCUUAACCUUGGACUAGAGUGAGGCGGAAUAGAAAAUGUAAUCUGACUUUCUGUUGCAUCAGAUUUCACAUCCAAUCUCUGCAAAGAGGCGUCCAGAUGUUUUACCAAGAAUUCCUUGUCAGAGUUGGUACUAAUGUGACAGGACAAAUUACUUGUGAAACCUAGGAAAAGCACAGAAACAGAUGAGCAGUGGGACAAUUGGUAAAAUCUGAUUUGUUCAAGCUCAGGGAGUCUCCAGUGUCAAAGCGAAAGAGCAGAGUAAUAUUCCUGAAAAGCAGCUCCGACACUUUAUAUUUCCUUUGCUCUUCUUAUAUUAUCCGUUGUGAAUGAUCCCCAAAGCCAUAUACAGUCUACCAGUAGAGAUCUUUACAAAUUAUCGUUGGUAUCACAUAAGACAUCGCCAAAAACUGGCAACUGAAUUUUUCAGCUGCUAUGCGAAAGGAAUAAUAUCACUUACUAAUGCUGACAAUUUCAAUUAUUUUUAUGUAUUCUGAUUAUCAUCUUUUUACUAAACAUAUAUACUGCUCCACAUUAUGUUUUAGCAGCAGAUUAAUAGAAUAAAAUAGGAUGGAAUAGAUGUCUGUAGUAUAUAUGAGGUAUGAUCAUAUAAUUGUUCUAUGCAAAACUCAAAUAAUUCAUGAAAAUCAAAAGCUAAUAUAUUUGGAUUUAUAUCACUGAUUGAUUUCACAUUAUUUCCAACAUUUGAAUAUUAUAAGACAGAAUGAGUACAUAUUAAUUUAUUAUAGAAUUAAUAUAUUAAUAGACUUGUUAUUUUCACUGGAUAUCAAUGAUUUAAUGACUUUGAGAGAAUUUAAAUUUAACAUUGGCUCUCUGUCCAGUGGCUGUAUUUGUUUUAAUAAUUCAGAAUUAUUAAUUGUAUUAUGCUAAUUUGUGAGUUUUGCUAUGAAAACAGAACCAUUGUAUUAAGAGGACAUUUCAAACCCUUCAGAUGGCCCUUUUCAGCUAAACAAAAUUAGCAUCUAAAGCUUCUGAAGCAAAAUAUAAUGACUUAGAACUAGACAGCAGCAUGAAACCAUGGGAUAUUCUUCAAUACAGUGAUAUACUUGAAAUAGUUGUCCUUUCUUGAAACCUUUCAGUCUUCUCAAGGUUAAUAAUUCGAGCAGAGAGCAUAUAUUUAGAAGCUGCAAGUAUAAUUAAGACUAAAAAUACAGUUAACUGAGUUAUGAUUUUUUUCACAUAUAUAAACCAAAUGCAUUGUUUUAUUGAUGGGUGCUGUCAGGAGUUUCUGGGUUGCAAGGAUCGUUCAUCUUUUGAAUUGUUAAUUAUUUGAAAAUUUUGUUUAGAGUGACCUUCCCACCACACAAAGUCAAAUUUUAAAAUUCUCAUUGGAGUUCCAAAAUAUAUCUUGGGGCAAAUUUAAUAUAGUAAGAUUGGAUUCUGGUUUCUAUUUUCUUUAAAGGGAAUAGCUGGCCUCCUGAUAUAUGGAGUGUAAAUGAACCUCAACCCUCAAACAAUGAAGUUUAGUUAUCGCAGGACAACACAUGCAUUACUUUUGAUUCUUGUUGAAGUCAAUUAUAUAGACAAAUGGAUUAUAAAAACAUAAUACAUGUACAUUUCAGUUCAUUCUGUAAUAUUUGAUACCCCCUAAAAAUCGUUAUUUUUGUGAUUUAUGUAAAAAUUCUUAAAUUGCAAUGAAGAGUUAGCCUAAAGGUUUUAGUAUAUUUGCAUUCUGUUUAAAAUACAUCAAGGCAACAAAUGAUAAAAAUGUAUAGAAAAGUCAUGUGUAUCAAAAUUACACAAGAGAUAUCACUAAUGAGAUAUCAUUUCUAGGUCUGUAGUGCAAGUGAGUAGUUAAUCUAAGAUGUCCAUUGCCAAAGUGGUUUUAUUGAUCCCAGGUUAUAUCUAGAAAUUCCAAUCCCACAAGCCUGUAAUCGCUUGUUGAAGUGAGCUGGCAUUUUAAACAUCAGCACCCAGAAUUUCAAAAGGGCUAUUCUGAAUUCAUAUUUUGGUCUGGCUGGGACAUGCAAAUGGUUAUAAGUUUUUUUCAAAAGAAAAGUAUAGUUUUUUUUUAUUAUUUUAAUCUAUCCUUCUCUACCGCCUCUCCUCUCCUCUCCAUCUUCAUGGUUUUGUUCUUGCCUGGUUUCAUCCUUACCUUUCCCCAUCGUCUGCACUUAGUAUCCACCAACGGCUUCUCCUCCUGCCCAACACGUGCAGCGUUCCAAAGGGCUCUGUCGAUGUUCCUCUCUUUAAUAUCUACAUGCUCCCGCUUGGUGAUAUCAUCCAUAGGAUUGG
This is a messenger RNA of Callorhinchus milii (elephant shark), 5548 nucleotides long. RefSeq names its product catenin alpha-3. Gene Ontology annotation, cellular component: adherens junction; fascia adherens. Gene Ontology annotation, molecular function: actin filament binding; cadherin binding; beta-catenin binding. Gene Ontology annotation, biological process: cell migration; cell-cell adhesion. The coding region runs from base 165 to 2852 and encodes 895 amino acids. The record is from RefSeq and is a predicted model, not a curated record. The transcript has 18 exons. Lineage: Eukaryota; Metazoa; Chordata; Chondrichthyes; Chimaeriformes; Callorhinchidae.